This is a messenger RNA of Maudiozyma saulgeensis, 1743 nucleotides long. NCBI's taxonomy places the organism in Eukaryota, Fungi, Ascomycota, Saccharomycetes, Saccharomycetales, Saccharomycetaceae. The record is from the annotation of a GenBank genome assembly.
AUGAAUAAUUUUCAUAAUGUUAAUAAUAUAGGGAUGGUUGCCCAACAACAAAAUAUGCAAAAUCGUAUAAAAAUCGGUGUAAGGAAUUGGCAAAAUGCUACUAUGCAAGAUUUAUUAAAUUUUAUUAGUAGAAACGCAAGAGUUACUUUAACAAAUGCAUCAAUUGAAGGUCCAUUAAUUAUUGGUUAUGUACAAUCAAAAGAACAAGCUGAUCAAAUAUUAAAAUGGAAUGGGGCAAAUUUUGCUGGAAAUAAAUUAAAAUUUGAAUUAUUAGAAGGUCAAGCAAGUACUUCAAAUACUAUUGAAUUUUUAAGACAGUUUAUUAUUAAUCGUUAUGAUCCACAAAGUAAAAUGUUAAAUUUAGGUGGUUUAGCACAAGAUCCAAUAUUAAUACAAAAAGGAAUGUUCAAUAAUUUAUCAACCCAAUCAAGAAUGUUUCCAGCAAUGAUGAAAGUUGCAUCAAAGGAACCACAAUUAAUUGUUGAAAGUGUUAAUUUAGCAGAUAAUAAAUUAAAAGAUAUCAAUAUUGUUUCUUCAUUACCACAAACUUUCCCAAAUUUAAAAAAUUUAUGUUUAGCAAAUAAUCAAAUUAUGAGACUUAAUUCAUUAGAAUCAUGGAAAAAUAAAUUUAAAAAUUUAAGAGAAUUAUUAAUGACAAAUAAUCCAAUUACAUCAAAUAAUAGUUACCGUAGUGAAAUGUUGAGAGUAUUUCCAAAAUUAGCUAUCCUUGAUAAUGUAAUGGUUAGAGAUACAACUAAACUUAAUAAUAUUUUUAAUUUCCCAAUUAAAUUACAACAAUUUUAUUUUGAAAAUGAUCAAUUAGGACAAUCCUCAACAGAUUUCGUAACAAAUUUUUUAAAUUUUUGGGAUUCUGAUAGAUCUCAAUUAUUAAAUCUAUAUACUCCACAAUCACAAUUUUCUGUCUCUGCAAAUACAUCAGUACCAUCUUCAACUAUUAAAGAUGCAGAUCAAAAUGCUUCAUUUGGUUAUUAUUUAUCACAUUCUCGUAAUAUUGCAAAAAUGUCAAGUGAAAAAUCAAUUGAACAAAGGUUAGCUAUUGGUCAAGAACAAAUUAAUAAUCUUUUUAAAAGUUUACCAAAGACAAAACAUUUAUUAUUAAAUGAUCCAAACGGUUAUUCCAUGCAAACAAUAGCAUACCCUCAAGUAAAUGGUUAUAUGGUCAUCUUACAUGGUUAUUUUGAAGAAACUGAUAAACCGGAAAUAUUACCAAAUAAUAAGACAACCUCGAGAGGUAAAAGAUAUGGUUCUCAUACCCCAGCAAAUAAUAGACUUUGUAAAAAAUCCUUCGAUAGAAUUUGGGUCAUUGUACCUAUGAAUAAUACUUUUGUGGUUGCAUCUGAUGAAUUAACUGUAAGAUCAUACACUUCAAAUACUUGGUCACAACCAGCUCAACCUCCUGUUGCUCCUGUAGCCCCAGUUCCUGCCGCUACUUCGAUUGGAGUGCCUGUAACAACUCAAGCUACACCAAUGAAUAACGUAAAUCCAGGUUUAGUACCAGGUGGUGUUCCAGUACUAGCACCAACGUUACAACUUCCACCAGAUGUUCAAGCACGUUUAAACCCAGUUCAAUUGGAACUACUUAAUAAAUUGCAUUUACAAACGAAAUUAAACGCAGAAUACUCUUAUAUGCUAGCAGAACAAAGUGGAUGGAAUUAUGACAACGCUUUAAAAGCCUUCCAAGGUAGUGUUCAAAAUUUACCAAGAGAUGCAUUCAUUCAAUAG